ACACAACACAAAAUAGCAAUCUAUAUAAAAUUUGUUGUCUCCGUUGUUCUUUCUUGUUUCAUCUAUUUAAGACUUUCUAGGGUUGAGCAAAGUUAUUGUAAAUUGUAUAGAAAAGCUUGAUGCAAAUUUGCUUGUAGUAUAAUUGAUUGAAGACAAAUUUUCAAGAAACUAUACGUAGCUAACGUUGAAUCAACUUCCUGAGAUGUUUAUGAAGAUUGCAGUAGCUUUGAUUCUAGUGUUUGCUUUUCAAGUGAUCGAUUCUUCGGCGCAGUUGUAUGAAGAUGCUCGAUGCAAAUGUGUUUGUACAAUAAUUAAUGGAACACAAAAUUACAAGAAACUAUAUGUAGCCAGCGUUCCAUCCAACAAUGAUUGUCUUGGCAUAGAGGUUCCACCAAUAGCUCCGCUUGAUAACAGUACCAAAGUGCCACCAUGCCCUCAGUGUCAGUGUAGGUAUGAAAGCAGGAACACAACCGUCAUAAAGGUUGUUGUGAUAAUUGUGAUAUGGAUAAUCUCGCUUCUGGUGAUCUACAUGUUGUUCCUGAUUUGUUUGGAUCCUCUUCUGAACAAGAGAGUGAAGAGCAGUUACAUUGAGCACACCAACGAAGAGCGUCCUGAAAUAGUUAUGUUGAUGGCUCCAUUGCUGUCUAUUUCACCUUCAGCUUCAGAUGAAGAAAGCGGCAGCGCGUCGUCGCCCGGGGGGGGAUCAUCCUCGCACCAGAUGGGAGAUCGCGGCGGCGGCAAUGUACUCAAUAGAAUGGGUCACCAGCAGGAUAAGUGGAAGCGUCAAGUGCGCGAGCAAAGAAAGAACAUCUAUGACCGUCAUACUAUGCUCAAUUAAACUCCACUCCACCUACAAUCAUAGACUGUUACCAUUCUUCAAGUGUUUACUCCAAGUUCCAUCGAAAGUAUUUGCACUUUCUCAUCGAGGUUUCAAAUUUAGAAUCUUAUAGGCCCUGUUUCCGAGCUCGGGAUUUAGCAAAGUUCUAAACUUUAAUCAGCUAGUCAGAAAAUUGGCUUGCCGAAAUGGGGCUUAGCCUAGUUGUAGUUUUUAUGAUAAUUUCUAUUUUCUCAUUUUUAUAAUUGGAAACGUUUUUCUCCUUGACGAAAUUAAACAUUCCUAAAUAAUUCAAAAUAGCUGAAACUUCACACUAUUUUCUCAUUAUAUUUUGUGUUCAAUUUUCUAGUAUUUCGAAAUUUAAUUUAAACGUAGACUACGACUACGCUAGCUGUUUAAAGUCUAGAACUUAGCUAAAUCCCGAACUCGGAAACCGGGUUUCAAAAUUAAUGUAUAGGUUAUUUUUAUUACUUUCGUCAAAAGACGGAUUGUGAUUGUAAGAGUAAAGUAACUGAAAAGAGCAGUUUAAACUAUACGUUUAUCCUGUUCUCAAACCUUAAUUUCUUGCUAAAAACUCACCCAAGGGAUCCGUUUGACAUUGGCCACUUGUAGCCAAAAAGUGACUGUUCUCUCAAGAUUUGGAUUGCCGGAUAGCAAAUCUCUACAGUGAUGAGCCUUUAGUCACCCGAGUUUUCAGGAUAUUGUUUACAAAGAGAUACUGUAGAUGCAAGCCAUUACUCCAAUAAGGGACACUUACAAACGAUCCUUAGAGGUAUGCUGUCUAUCAUACAUAUAACAAAAUAUAACAUAUUCAAUUAGAGGUGCGUUUUCGAGCUUGAGAGUGCAGGUUUGGUCUAGUUUAAUCUAAUUGAAAGAAAACCAUUAAAGAUAAUGAGUAACACCAGAUCAUUCAGAACAAGGUAUAUGAAUCUUAUAACAGAUAGAUAAAUGCCACUAUUUUUACAAUUUAACGCAUUACAAGUAUUGAGGUCAAUGUAGCAAGAGAACUCAUGAGCAAAAAAAUUAAGAAUACAUUAUAUUUUUUCGGCACUUUGUUUGGUAAUGCAGUGGACACUAUCACUGAACAGCUACUUCCCUCAAAUACGAUGGAAAAUAACAAUGUUCCUGUAGUCAUCAACAGUGUCGGCGCCUUAGUUGGUUGGACGAAGAAUUAUUCAAGCCAUCAAUGGGCUUCACGACUGUUAUAAUGGCGACCACUCUUCACCUGAUCCAGAAGAAAUAUCCAUCGCAUAAUACAACUAUUCAACAAAAAUAAUGCGUAAUAAAUUGUCAAAAGCUCUAAUUAAAGGGUUUAAAGGACGUCAACACGGAGCUGUACACAGUAAACAAACAUCACCUGGUUCAGAAGUAUUCUGAAAGAAAACAAUAAUAUGUCACUAAACACCAGAACUUGCUGCUGCCUACCGGGUAUUAUCAGAACUAGGACUUGAUUCUUUAUUACACUGAAUUUUUACAUAGUUGGUGCAUGUUAUAGCAUUGCUAACUAAUAAAAGACAAAAAGUGGACUUGGUCCACUUGUAUUCUGAGCCCUCCAUAUAAUCACUUUAACGUGCUUAAAGUGAACCCCCAGUUUUUUGGGGUUAUAAGUUUCAUCAAAAUAAUCAAAUUUGAUGAACAGAUGCAGCAAAGGGCUUUAAAGUUUUUUUCUACAAGAAGUUAUGAAGAUUAUUCCAAAAUCAUUACGGUUUUGUUCUUUGUCUCUUUACCAACUUUUACUAGGCAAAGGAAAUUAAUUUCCGGCAAAAAAUAUUGUAGUAUCGAUAUAAUAAUAUAAGAAUUAGCAAUAAGUAAGCCACUCAUUCAAUUGGUUUGUUUAUUAUCAAAUCCUACAAAUAUAAUGUAAACAAAUACAGUAUUCAAUUUCACGUUAAAGGAUGAGGCAGCCGUCCUGUUAAUGUAAUGACAGUUGAAAAAGAGCUAGCUGACCAUUGUAAUGCUAUUCCAUUUUAUUGAGUAUAAAUGGCUCUAGAAGUGUAGCUUCGCGACUGCAAUAAUCUAGUAAUUUCCUAUAACUAUCGAUUUUCAAGGUGUUAUCUUCAAUUUUUCUUUGAUAUUAAUGAUUUGUAUAUUAUGUACCUUAUUAUUGGGUUUAUAGGGUGUAUGGUUUUAUUUUAUAAGAAUACUAAAAUCCCCAUUGUAGAUCUCGUUAUCUGUUUUAAGUUUUAUAAAGCUGCUAGAAUCAAUUAUAAUGUAACUUUGUAACUUGAAAAAUGAAAUAUUAAUUAGCCUAUUUGAAUUAGUAUGAAGCAUGACUGUCUAGUGUCCUCAAUUAAUGAAAAUGAGUGACUCAAUGAAAAUUGUCUUUCCUUGGUAGCUACUCUAGUUAUAUUUUUGUUUUACAUUAUCUAAAAUCUUUUAUUAAUUUCCUUUUUCCGAUCUCCUCUCUUAAAAUAUUUUACCUACGUUGUAUAAUUAUAUCAUACUUGGUAUCUUACAUGUUCGGGAGAUUUGAGAUUGUCAUUUCAACUUCUUAUUUAUGAUAUACAAAAAUUGUUUUUUUUCAAGUAUUAUAUGGGUUGUAGUUGACGGAUUUUUUCUUCCGAUGAUUUUGAUAACUAUGGCCAUUCCAACCAUUCCCAUUUUUGGUCUUUUAAAUAGCAAAAUCAGAAAUUAACAUUUGAUUUUAAUUACAAUAGUUGCUCAAUCUUCUCGUUUUCCAAUCAUGCCUUGAUUUCUUUCAAAGUUAUUUUAGAUAUGUCAAAACCCACGUGAUGACAGUGUUUGUGUGAUGACGUGAUGACCCACGACAUUAGUGUUUUAUAACCAUUGUUCUCUGAAAUAUAUUAAUAAAUAUGAUCACGUUUAUAAGACAUUAUUGUGAUAGAUUAUUAUUUGUAAAUAUUUUAAUAUAUUAGUAAACUGGA
Molecule: messenger RNA, 3720 nt
Organism: Nilaparvata lugens (brown planthopper)
Lineage: Eukaryota; Metazoa; Arthropoda; Insecta; Hemiptera; Delphacidae
Exons: 7
Coding region: 203-838 (211 amino acids)
Cellular component (GO): lysosomal membrane
Source: RefSeq, a predicted model, not a curated record